This is a messenger RNA of Paramecium pentaurelia, 1425 nucleotides long. The record is from the annotation of a GenBank genome assembly. Lineage: Eukaryota; Ciliophora; Oligohymenophorea; Peniculida; Parameciidae.
AUGAACAAGUUUUUUGAAUUGAUUGAAAAUGUUGAUUUAUUUGGAGUCUAAAUAUCACUCCUUACAAAUAAUAAAGGAACAAAUUUCUAGAGUAGAAUAGGAGGAUUAAUAUCAGUUAUUUUAGGUAGUGUAAGUCUUGCAUAUUCUUUAUAUAUAUUAGUUUUGUGGACUGAAAAUAAUAUACCACCUAAUAUUAACACAAAACAAUAAACAAAGGGAUAUGCUGAAUUUAAAUGGUCUGAACCCUUAAUUUUUUUAUCUUUAUAGGACUUUACUUCAUCUGUUGAUCCUUUUCGAAAUUAAAACAAUAUAAUAACUCCAUUAUUAUUUACUCUAAGAAAUGGUGUGAUUAAAGAUAAACCUAUUGCUCUAUUUAGUGACUCAUUACUACCUUAUUCAAUAAUUUUGAAUAACGGUACUUUGAUCUUAAAUAAUGGAGGCUAAAAUGAACAAACAGAAGAAAUGUAAGAAUAUUUAUUGGUAUUGGCUUCUUGUUAAAAUGAUUAUUUAUAAGAUGAUGGUUAUUGUGCUGAUGAUAAUACAAUUUAAGAAUAUAUAUCUAUUUAUCAUGGAUUCUUAGAUAUAACAAUUAGAUUAAAUCAAUUAAAUUAUCAAAAUAAUAAAUUAGAAACAUUUUAAAAAACAUAUUAUCAAGCAUUUGAUCCUAAAAGACCCAUUUAUACACAAGUGAUGUUAAAAUAACAAGAAACUAUAAUUGAUGAUGGUAUUUUAUUUAGGAAUGAAAAAAGUUAAUAGUUUUUAAAUAAUUAUGAAAUUAUUAAUUAAGAAGUUGAUAAUAGAUUUAUACCUCAUGCAAUAUAAUCAAUGUCUGAAAAUACUUUAGCUUUGAAUAUUUCAAGUACAUUUCUUUUUAGAAUUGAUAAUAUAUCUAUUGUUGAAGAAGUGAGUAUGCCUAAAUUAGGUUCUGUUCUUGCUUAAAUUGGUUCAAUAGUAGAUAUCAUAUUUCUAUUGUAGUAUGUUGCAUUUUAUUACAAUAAUAAAUUACUUGAAAAUGGUUUGCUUCAUGAUAUAGUUACUAUGUAUUAUCCAGAAUUUAAGAUUUUAAAGCCUAAUCUAAUUAAUAAAUUUAUGAUUAAUGAAGAAAUCAACUAAUUUUAAAUAUCUAAUCAAAAUAUAUAAUUAAAAUACUUAACUUUAUUAAAAGGAGCAAAAGAAAAAUGCAGAUUAAAUAAUAUACUUUAUGAAAUUUCUAGAAUAUAAUUUAUUCUUGAAUAAUAAUUUGGAAAUUCAAUUUUAUAAUUAAGUCAUUAAUAAGGAAGAAAAAUAACAAAAGAUUAAUUAGAAUAAGUUUGUGAUAGUUUAUAAGAAUCUAAUUAUUUAGUUGUUAAACCAAUUGAUUUGUCUAAUUAAGAGAUCAAGUAUCCUUACGAUGAGCCUUUAACAAUAUUAAUUAAACCAUAAUGA